CAUGAAUCCUUCAAGAUCUGCAUAGGCCCUUCAACUUCGGAUGCCUCCAAUUCUCCGAACCUUCGGAUGCCAGAGAUUUGUCCUGAAUCAAAGCCUCCCAGUCGGCUCGGCCAGCUGCAGUCCGAGGAACUUCCACCUGAAGUGAAAGCCCUGGAUGGCAUGACCUUCGAACGCGAUGCGUGCUUGACGGACUGGAGCCAAGCGAAGUGGCUGGCAGUGGCACUGGCGAGCAAGGUGGGCUAUGGCACUUGUGCCGAUAGGAGAUCCGAGGCUGCGGCCCGAGCUCCCGAGGGUGAAGCCACAGGGGCGAAGAAGUCCACCCAGCUGCUGGAGCACCUGGCCUCGGCGAUGAGGCCGAACCUCUCCACCGAGCAGCGCAAGGAAUGCAAGGCCGUGUUGCGGUGGCUCAGUGCGAUGCCGGGGCACCGGCACCAGGACGACGCGGAGGAUGCCGACUCGGACAAAGAUAGCUCCGAAGUGAUCACGCAGAUCAGAUGGGUACAAGCAGUCGAGAUGCCGAACGCCAGCGUGAUGCAUCCGGUGAUGACCCGAGGCCGUGGAGGGGCCGAGAAGACCUUCCUGGUGGCCUGUGUGGUGCGCGUGAACCCCAAAGCUUUCAUCAGUAGCUCGCAGGCCUCGGUGCGGAAGCGCAGCUCGUCCUUUGGGGAGCGGCGCUCCUCGCGGUCCUCGGAGGGCGAGGCGGAUCGCGCCCUGGAUUGGGGGAAGGACUUGAUGAAGAGCUUGGCGCAGUGGCCGAGCAAGCCCAACGAGACUCUCUUGAAGUCCUUGAGGGUGGAGAGUGGCGAGUUGCUGGCAGAGUUGGGUUUAAUGCUCACUGAUGACGGAGUGGCAAACAGGCCUGUGCGGCUUGCGCUCGACAAACUCAAUGCAGGAGACACCUUGCAGAUGCAGGGCCCAUUGGAGGGUCACAGCCCUUGCGCAGGCGUGCGGCUGCUGCGCGAGGGGCGCAUCGAGGCUCCAGUGACCUUGACUUUCCUGCGGUCCAUGAAGGUGAAGAAUACCUUCCUGGACAGAGAGGGCAAACCCAUUGUGGCCUCCUGUCCAUAUUGCGACUGCCAUCCGAACUUUGUGGGCUGGCGCGACCGUGCAAGCAACCUGUCACCGAGUGGCCACUUCCAGAGUCUUGCCGGACUCGCAGAGGAGAUUCGACAGAGCCGUGGCCGGCCCAAGGAGCUCCAGAAGAUGCCGAAGCGCAUUCCCGGCUUCUCGGCCCGCCGGGCGCCGGUGCUGGCCAUGAAGCGUGGAUGCAAAUGACCCCCCCCCCGCGUGACCCGCCGUGGAGAUGUACAUAGCCUAAUAGCGAUGGAGAGGAGGAAUUGGGCACGUCUCAGGUUGGGGGAAACCACUUGGAGUGCUGAAGAGUUCUGCAGACUUCUGUGGAUUCGGUUUGUUGGCGUUCUUCGACGUCAUUAUUCUAAUUAUAAAGCAAGUUCAAGCGGAACUUAUUG
Messenger RNA from Durusdinium trenchii, 1469 nucleotides. Lineage: Eukaryota; Dinophyceae; Suessiales; Symbiodiniaceae. The record is from the annotation of a GenBank genome assembly.